GUGGCAACAGUAAGCGCGUGUUGAGAAACUCUUUCUGAACUGGAUCAGUUCUUCUCCUACUGAGGAGGUUUCAAGAGUCCGUGAGUUCACAGAGAAGAAGGAGUGUUGAGAACCGGCCUGAGUGUUUGAGUCUCCAGAGGAAACGUUUCACCUCCUGCAGCAGCAAUGACUCCAGCUGAGGCUCUGAGAGAGUUUAUUCAGCAGCGACUCACUGCUGCUGCUGCAGAAAUCUUCACCGCGUUUCAACAAACUAUCAUCCAGUACGAGAAGGAGAUGAACGUUCAGGACAGACUGCUGGAAAUCACAGGAGAACUUCCAGCCCCGCUCUCCACAACAGAGAGUCCACAGCAGCACAGCAGGAACCAGAAGACCAGUUCCAGUGGUGAGCAGGAGGAACAUGGAGCUCCACACCUGAAAGAGAAGGAGGGUGUUGUUGAGAGGAGCGUUCCUGAUGGAGGAAGUGAGGAUUCCCACCACUCUGUGAGAGACUCCACCAGCCGGAGACUCUCUGCUGCUGCUGUGGAAAUCUUCAGCCUGUUUCAACAAACUAUCGUCCAGUACCAGGAGAAGAUCGAUCGCCAACGCAGACUGCUGGACGUCAUCUUCCAACCUCAAAUCAAGCUACACAGAAUCGAGCUCCAACAGCGACGUGACUCUCGAGGGGAGCAGGAAACAAACUACUCUCUAGAAAAAAAGGAACCAGAACCUCUAGAGAUUAAAGAGGAACGAGAAGAACAAAGACCUCCCCAGAUAAAAGAGGAACCAGAAGAACCAGGACCUGCACAGGUUGAGCAACACGAGGAUCUGGGUUCCAGCCAGAUGGGGGCGCGGCCUGUUGUGACGUUUGAAAGUGAAACCUUGAAGGUUCCUUCUGUUGAGGAGCUGAGUGACCUGAGUGACCCAGAAGAAGAACCAGACCCUGAGCAGCUCCUCUCUCAGGACUCUGAAGUCCACCAUGAGAAUCACCUGAUUGACUUUCCAGUUUCAGAGAAGCAGGCUGAAUGUGAGGAAACGGUUGGUGAACCUGUCCGUAAAAAGCCAAAACUAUGUAGGAAGGCAAGAACGGUCACUGAUCAGAAGAAAACUUGUGAAAUAUGUGGAAAAAGCUUCAGUUUGAAGUGUCAUUUGUUGGUCCAUAUGAGGAUUCACACAGGUGAGAAGCCAUAUUCGUGUGAAGCAUGUGGAACAAGUUUCAGUAAACAGAGUCAUUUGUUGGUCCACAUUAGAACUCACACAGGUGAGAAGCCGUACUCUUGUGAAACAUGUGGAAAAAGUUUCACUCGACAUAGUUCUUUGUUUGACCACAUGUGGAUUCACAAAGGUGAGAAGCCAUAUUCCUGUGGAACAUGUGGGAUGAGCUUCAAGUAUAAAAGUCAUUUGUCGCGUCACUUUAGAACUCACACAGGCGAGAAGCCGUAUUCUUGUGGAACAUGUGGAAAAAGUUUCAGUGUACAGGACAGUUUGUUACGACACGUGAGAACUCACACAGGCGAGAAGCCGUAUUCUUGUGGAACAUGUGGAAAAAGUUUCAGUGUACAGAACAGUUUGUUACGACACAUGAGAACUCACACAGGUGAGAAGCCGUAUUCUUGUGAAACAUGUGGAAAAAGCUUCAGUUACCAGUCUUAUUUGUCAAUCCACAUGAGGAUUCACACAGGUGAGAAGCCGUGUUCUUGUGGAACAUGUGGGAUGAGAUUUACUCAUCGUAGUUCAUUGCUGCACCACCUUAAAAGUCACAAUUAGAUGAAGCCAUGAAAGGCUCUCUUGGAGAGCUCAUUCAGGAAGUUCAGCUUGAUCCCCAAACCACAAACUUCAGGAGUUUUUUCUUUGUGGUCCGUCACAAUAAUGUGAAAUUUCAAGAAAUGAAGAUUAAAUGUUGACAUGAAUUCAAUGGC
Salarias fasciatus (jewelled blenny) is the source of this 1895-nucleotide messenger RNA. RefSeq names its product zinc finger protein OZF-like. The coding region runs from base 166 to 1743 and encodes 525 amino acids. Gene Ontology annotation, biological process: regulation of transcription by RNA polymerase II. The record is from RefSeq and is a predicted model, not a curated record. The transcript is spliced from 3 exons. NCBI's taxonomy places the organism in Eukaryota, Metazoa, Chordata, Actinopteri, Blenniiformes, Blenniidae. Gene Ontology annotation, molecular function: DNA-binding transcription factor activity; RNA polymerase II cis-regulatory region sequence-specific DNA binding.